AUGGAACCGGCACGAGCUCGCGCGGUAUUUCCGUGUCUAGAUGAACCAGCGUACAAGGCGAUAUUCCACAUCACGUUGAUUUAUCCGUCGGGUUUGAUUGCACUCGCAAACACUAUGGAACGAACGCCUGUACCACUUGGCAAAGAAACACCUGAUUCAGCAUGGAGCGUAAUUCAGUUCCCACCUUCACUCAGAAUGUCAACUUAUCUGGUGGCGUUUGCGGUUGGACCAUUCGUGAAACAGGAGAAAGUAGAUCCAACAGGAAUACUGGUAGGAUAUUGUUGGCAAUAG
Anisakis simplex (herring worm) is the source of this 291-nucleotide messenger RNA. The record is from the annotation of a GenBank genome assembly. Lineage: Eukaryota; Metazoa; Nematoda; Chromadorea; Rhabditida; Anisakidae.